Messenger RNA from Puntigrus tetrazona (Sumatra barb), 5466 nucleotides. RefSeq names its product NACHT, LRR and PYD domains-containing protein 12-like. Lineage: Eukaryota; Metazoa; Chordata; Actinopteri; Cypriniformes; Cyprinidae. Bases 382 to 3753 code for a protein of 1123 amino acids. The record is from RefSeq and is a predicted model, not a curated record. Gene Ontology annotation, molecular function: protein binding. The transcript has 11 exons.
UAGUAGAGCUGCUGUGAAACACAGCACUUUAAAGGAGGAAAAAGACAGACGUACAAACGUUGAGCUAAAAUGUUGCCUGUCACGCGUCCUACCUGGUUUACCUGGUUUACUGAUUUUUCAAAACCUGCUACAAAAAGAAUGAACUGCAAGCCGAAAUGACUACUGAAGAAUACAUUCACAGCAGAUGAGCGUCAAGCCAUUCUCACAGCCUUGCCCCCUUUCAACAGACAAGAUCUAAACAGAGUUUUGGCAAGAAUUAGAUAGAUGGUAUCACUGGUUAAACCUCAUUUGGUGAUUGAACCAAAUGGAAUCAUUCACGUUGGCAUUGAAAAGCGAUUGCAAGUUAUUUUCAAAACACAGCGAACAUGUCAUUGAGGAACGAUGGCAUCUGUUAAACAACUGCUUUAUGAUACAAUGGAUGAGCUGGAAAAAGACAAAAUGAAGAGAUUUAAGGGCUUCUUAAAAGAAGAUGGACCUAUUCCAGCUUCUGUACUGGAGACGGCAGAUGCAACUGACACGGUGGAUCUGAUGCUGGAUCGUUUUGGACCAGAAAAAGCUGUGAAGAUCACACUGGAUAUCCUGAAAAAGAUGAAACAGAACAAUCUUGCUCAACAGUUAGCAAACAAACAGAAGGAAGCAGUCUCAGUUUCAUCAGAGGAUUGGAUGCUGCAGAAAUUUUUGGAAACUCACAAAACGAACAUGAAGAAACAAGCAGAGCGGAUUUUUGAGUGCAAGAAAGAAAAUGAAGUUAACCUCAAGGCUAUUUACACAGAACUUUUCAUCACAGAAGGAGAUAUGGAAGAUGUCUUUCAGGAACGUGAGAUUAUGAAGAUUGAUGAUGCUUUGCAGAAGAAACAAACACUGGACAAACCAAUCAAUUGCAACAAGUUAUUUACAUUAUUAAGGGAAAAUAAUGAGGAAAAGAUUGUGCUGACUAAAGGCAUUGCUGGUGUUGGAAAAACUGUCUCUGUAAACAAGUUCAUCCUGGACUGGGCAGAAGGAGAAGACAAUCAAUAUAUACACUGUGUGUUCCUGCUUCCAUUCAGAGAGAUUAACUUAAUGACAAAUGAAGAUUUCAGUCUCCAUGAGCUUCUGCUGGAAUUUUAUCCUGAACUGAAGGACUUGGAGAAAUCAAAGCUAUAUACAGAAUGUAAGCUAGCAUUUAUAUUUGAUGGACUUGAUGAGAGUCGACUGCCUCUAAAUUUUAAAAGUAGAUCACUGAACACUGUUGAGAAAAAAGCAUCUGUGGAUGUGCUCUUUACAAGUCUGGUCAAAGGGACUCUGCUUCCAUCAGCUCUUGUCUGGGUGACAUCACGACCAGCAGCAGCCAAUCAGAUCCCUCCUCAGUAUGUGGGGUUGUUCACAGAGGUGCGAGGAUUCACUGACCAACAGAAGGAGGAGUACUUCAGAAAGAGAUUCACAGAUGAGAGUCUGUCCUCCAGAAUCAUCUCACACAUUAAGACGUCUCGUACUCUCUACAUCAUGUGCCACAUUCCUGUGUUCUGCUGGAUCACAGCCACAGUACUUCAGGAUAUUCUCACUGAGAAGAAUGAAGAGAACAUCAGCACAACACUCACUGAAAUGUACAUUCACUUCCUGCUGAUACAGAUGAACAUGAAGAGCCAGAAAUAUGAUGGACAAGCAGAACGAGAACGUAUAAAGCUCUUACAUUCAAAUAAAGAAAUGAUUUUAAAACUAGCCAAGCUAGCAUUUGAACAGCUGAAGCAGGAACACAUUGUGUUCUAUGAGAAAAAUCUGAAAGAAUGUGACAUUGAUGUGAGUAAAGACACAGAGUUCACAGGAAUGAUCGCUGAGAUCUUUAAGAAGGAAGAUGGACUUCAUGAGACAAAGGUCUUCUACUUUGUGCAUCUGAGUGUUCAAGAGUUUCUUGCUGCCGUGCAUGUGUUCUUCUGCUACCUGAACAAGGACAUGCAGGAGCUUCAGUUUUUCUUUGAGUCAGAAGAAAACAUCACAUUGUAUAACCUACUGCAAAAGGCUAUUGAUAAAGUCAUGAAGAGUCAGAGAGGACAUCUGGAUCUGUUCCUCCGCUUUCUGAUGGGAAUAUCACUGAAAUCCAGUCAAAACCUGCUCAGAGGCCUGUUUGAAGAAAACACAGAAAGCUCCGGAGACACUGAAGACACCACAGAGAACAUCAGACAAACAACAGAAUACAUUAAACGCAUACAAAACAAGAAAAUUUCAGAUGAAGCUCUAGUGAACCUAUUCUACUGCUUACUUGAGCUCAAAGAUAAUUCAUUAUAUGAGGAGAUCCAGAGUUAUCUCAGUUCAGAAGGACAUCCAGAAAAAGAUCUCUCAUCUUCAAUGUGCACAGUGCUGACCUACAUACUGCUGACGUCAGAGAAGGUGCUGGAUGAGUUCAACCCAAAGAGGUUCACAUCAAAACAAGCAGACUACAAGAGACUCCUUCCAGCUGUGAGAUGCUGCAGAAAGGCUCUAUUUGAUGGCUGUGGUCUUGAUGAAAUAUGCUGUGAAACUCUGUCUUCUGCUCUACAAUCAUCAAACUCUCAUCUGACAGAACUGGACCUGAGUAGAAAUCACCUGCAGGAUUCGGGAGUAAAGCUGCUUUCUGAUGGACUGAAGAGUUCACACUGUCGACUUACCAUACUGAGGUUGUGUGGCUGUAAACUCACUUCUCAGUCCUGUGAAAGUUUGUCAUUAACUCUACCAUCAUCAGACUCUGUUCUAAGAGAAUUGGACCUGAGUUGCAAUGACCUGCAGGAUUCAGGAGUGAAGCUUCUUUCUGAAGGACUGAAAAGUUCAAAUUCUAAAAUGGAGAUAUUGAGAUUUUCUAUAUGUAAUUUCACGGCACAGUCUUGUGAGAGUUUGUCAUCAGUUUUACAAUCAUCAAACUCUUUCCUGAGAGAUCUGGACCUAAGUAACAAUGACCUGCAGGAUUCAGGAGUGAAGCUGCUUUCUAAAGGACUGAAGAGUCUAAACUCUAAGCUGGAGAUACUGAGGUUGUCUGGCUGUAUGGUGACAGAAGAAGGCUGUGGUUAUGUGGCAUUAGCUCUGACUUUAAACCCCUCACACCUGAAAGAGCUGGAUCUGAGCUACAAUCAUCCUGGAGAUUCAGGAGUGAAGCUGCUCUCUGAAAACCUGGAGGAUACAAACUGCUCACUGAAAAAACUUAAUGUUGAUCAUGGAGGAGAAUCCAGAAUUACAGCAGGACUCAAGAAAUAUGGUUGUUUUUUCACACUGGAUCCAAACACAGCACACACUCGUCUCAUUCUGUCUGAGAAGAACAGAAAGGUGACAUGGGUGGGAGAGUCUCAGUCGUAUCCUGAUCAUCCGGACAGAUUUGAUCAUUAUCCUCAGGUGUUGUGUGGAGAGAGUGUGUGUGGACGCUGUUACUGGGAGACUGAGUGGAGUGGACGUGUGUUUAUAUCGGUGGCAUAUAAGAACAUCAGCAGGAAGGGAGAGAGUAAAGAGUGUGUGUUGGGACGUAAUGAUCAGUCCUGGAGUUUGUUCUGCUCUCCUGAUGGUUACUCAUUAAGACACAAUAACACAGACAAUGAUCUCUCUGUGAAGCCCAUCAUCAUCAGCAGAAGAACAGGAGAGUCUGAUGAUAAUAUCUACAGAGUAGGAGUGUAUGUGGAUGAGAGCGCAGGAACUCUGUCCUUCUUCAGCAUCUCUGACAAAGUGACACAUAUCCACACAGUCCAGACCACAUUCACUCAGACACUCUGUCCUGGGUUUGGUGUUUAUUAUAAAUCAUUAGUGAAACUGUGUUGAUGAAUCAGAAGAGAUUGAAGUAAUUCUACCCAUAAUGCUUUGAGCUGCAUAAUGAAUCAGUAACAGUGAGAUGUUAUGAAUCUCUUCAAGACAUUAAUACUGCAGCUCAACAUCUAUAGAAAUAUAAAUCAUAAAUAAUUCUAUAUAUGUAAUCUGUAAUGCCACGCCAGCAGAGGGAGCCCUCGCCCAAGUACUGACUUGUCUCCACUCCCUCUGCACUCAUUUUCUGUUUGCCAGCAUAAAGCCAGAGCACCUGUUAUCAAGUAUUGCCAGUUUCAUUGCCUUACCAAGUGUUUCUCUCAUGAUUAUUUUGACUGCUAUCUUGUUUAUGACCUUGCCUGUUUACCCUGACCACUGUCUCUUUGGAUCACGCCUGCAUUCUGGCAACCUGUUUGGAUCCAGACCCAUUGCCUGCUUUACUGUCUUUGCUAUUUGGAAAUCCCUUGAACUUGUUUGCCUAUCUGACUGCCUGACUGUUAACGAACCUCUGCCUGUUGUAUUUGACUAUUCUCUUUUGGAUUGUCCCAAUAAACCUCCGCACAUGGAUUUGCAGCCGUCAUCAUUACAGAAUACUUCGCCUUACAUCACUCCAGCGGAGGUAUCUCAGAUGCAAGAGGUACUUGCAUACCAAGAGGAGUCACUCAAGGGAUAUACAAGCUGAAAGAAAUUUUUGACUGUAAAUAAAAUAUUACGUUUGAAUGUCAUAAUGCAUCCAAAUUGUCCAUUUCACCAUCAGUCAAUACUAGUAAGGUGUCCAUUGUGCCUGUAAAUGUUAUGCAAUUAUGCUUGCAGUACAUAUGAACAAAGAAAACAGGAUGCGAUAUGGCCUUCAAAGCAUAUAUUCGCAAGCUUUUCGACAGCAUUUCCUGACAAUAAACCUUUCAUUUGAACUGAAUAACAAAGCAGUUGAGAGUCCAGAUGACUGUCAUUCUUUUCAUUCUCACGCCUUGUCCUGGUAAAAGUGAAGAACGUUUAAUAGCUGCUGUUAAACAACACUUCAAAGGAUGAAAAAGACAGUCGUACAAACCCUGAGAUGAGUGUUUCACGUUUCUUCUGUUGUUUUCAUGUUUUUAUUUUUUUUUUUUGUGUGUGAUCAAUCAAGUGUGUCUAAAUGAAUCCCAGAAAGCCGUUACUGUUGUGAAAUCACUGUUUUACUGGGAUUUUAAUGUAAUACCUGCCAAAUAGUGAGCCAUUUUUAACUAUAAUAUAUUUAUUAAUACUUUUUUCAAUCAAAACCAGAUUCCUUAUUUAUUUCAUGAAUGUAACCUGUAACUUACCCGUGAUUCUCACCGGUUUCAGUUGUUCAGUUGGUCCUGGUUUAACAAGUUUUUUUUGUUUUAGCACUCAUAGUUUGUAUAUAGCAUUGUUUGCACAUUUAAACUUUUAUAAUAGAAUAAAAUGCGCAAUCACAUAGCCACAAUGUUCAUAGCAGCCUACACAUCAGAUAUUGUCAUAAGUUUAUAAGGCCAUAAAAUAAGAGAGCCUCCUUUUUUGAAUAAACAUUCAGACGUGGGGAACUAGUUUUUGGAUCUCCGGUGUGGAAACAGAUACGGCGCACAAUUAUUCACUAUUUUGGGAGUGCUUUAACGUACAGAUUUGUCGCAAUAAAAAACUGGUAUGCUUUCUUUGCCGGCCAUGCAAUGACGUUGGUUUCGAGACUUGAAUAUUCGAUUGUUUCAUCUUAUUUUUGCAAACUCAGCUCAGGCUAUGAGU